Molecule: messenger RNA, 3058 nt
Organism: Zalophus californianus (California sea lion)
Lineage: Eukaryota; Metazoa; Chordata; Mammalia; Carnivora; Otariidae
Gene: ALG8
Product: ALG8 alpha-1,3-glucosyltransferase
Exons: 13
Coding region: 54-1634 (526 amino acids)
Biological process (GO): protein N-linked glycosylation
Cellular component (GO): endoplasmic reticulum membrane
Molecular function (GO): dolichyl pyrophosphate Glc1Man9GlcNAc2 alpha-1,3-glucosyltransferase activity
Source: RefSeq, a predicted model, not a curated record
GCGGGAGCCCGGAUGCGGAUCCAGUUGAUUGAUAAGCGCCCGGCACCGCAGUAAUGGCUGCUCUCGGAAUUGCGACGGGUGGUAGAAAUUGGUUUUCGGCUUUGGCGCUCGGGGUGACUCUCCUCAAAUGCCUUCUCAUCCCCACCUACCAUUCCACAGAUUUUGAAGUACACCGAAACUGGCUUGCUAUCACUCACAGUUUGCCAGUAUCACAGUGGUAUUAUGAGGCAACUUCAGAGUGGACCUUGGAUUACCCCCCUUUUUUUGCAUGGUUUGAGUAUGCCCUGUCACAUAUUGCCAAAUAUUUUGAUCAAGAGAUGCUGAAUGUCCAUAACCUGAAUUACUCCAGCUCAAGGACCUUGCUUUUCCAGAGAUUUUCUGUCAUCUUAACAGAUGAACUCUUUGUGUAUGCUGUCCAUGAGUGCUGUAAAUGCAUUGAUGGGAAAAAAGCAGGUAAAGAACUUACAGAGAAGCCGAAGUUUAUCCUAUCAGUGUUACUGCUUUGGAACUUCGGGUUGCUAAUUGUGGACCAUAUUCAUUUCCAGUACAAUGGUUUUUUAUUUGGAUUAAUGCUACUCUCCAUUGCACGAUUAUUUCAGAAAAGGUACACGGAAGGAGCGUUUCUCUUUGCUGUUCUUCUACACUUCAAGCACAUCUACCUCUACGUAGCACCAGCUUAUGGUAUAUACCUGCUACGGUCUUACUGUUUCACUGCAAAUAAACCAGAUGGGUCCAUCCGAUGGAACAGUUUCAGCUUUGUCCGUCUUAUUUCCCUGGGACUGAUUGUUUUCCUAGUUUCUGCUCUUUCAUUGGGUCCUUUCCUAGCCUUGAACCAGCUGCCUCAAGUCUUGUCCCGACUCUUCCCUUUCAAGAGGGGCCUCUGCCAUGCAUAUUGGGCUCCAAACUUCUGGGCUUUGUACAAUGCUUUGGACAAAGUGCUCUCCGUCAUUGGUUUGGAAUUGAAACUUCUUGAUCCCAACAAAAUUCCCAAGGCCUCAAUGACAAGUGGUUUGGUUCAGCAGUUCCAACACACAGUCCUUCCUUCAGUGACUCCCAUGGCCACCCUCAUCUGCACUCUGAUGGCCAUAUUGCCCUCUGUUUUCUGUCUUUGGUUUAAACCUCAAGGGCCUAGAGGCUUUCUCCGAUGUCUGAUUCUUUGUGCCUUGAGCUCCUUCCUGUUUGGGUGGCACGUCCAUGAAAAAGCCAUACUCCUCGCAGUUCUCCCAAUGAGCCUUCUGUCUGUGGGAAAAGCAGGAGAUGCUUCAAUUUUUCUGAUACUGACCACAACAGGACAUUAUUCCCUCUUCCCUCUGCUCUUCACUGCACCAGAACUUCCCAUUAAAAUCUUACUCAUGUUACUAUUUACCAUCUAUAGUAUUUCCUCACUGAAGACUCUCUUCAGAAAAGAAAAGCCUCUUUUUAAUUGGAUGGAAACUUUCUACCUCCUUGGCCUGGGGCCUCUGGAAGUCUUCUGUGAGUUUGUGUUCCCUUUCACCUCCUGGAAAUUGAAGUACCCCUUUAUCCCUCUGUUACUGACCUCAGUGUAUUGUGCAGUGGGCAUCACAUAUGCUUGGUUCAAACUGUAUGUUUCAGUAUUGACUGACCCUCCUGUCCGCAAGACAAAGAAACAAUGAAUAAAGGAACUGCUUGGAUGUAUUCCAAACAAUUAUUUCAUGGGAAAUUAAUCAGAACUUGAAGAAAGUUGCUGGUGGCAUGAACCAUUCAUUUCAGUUGUUCUGUUUGGAGGACCAUUCUUCUAAACUUGGCCUUGCCCAGCCUAGCAACCUGAUUGUCACCAUGGUGAGAAGCCAUUUGUCCUCCAAAAGCAAUGAAACACAUUUGAAACAAAUCUCACCUUGCCCUGUUAAAAUUGUCUGAGAUCAUUGGACUGCUGUGCUUGCUCAAGGCAAGCAGGGAGUCUACCAACGGCGUGAUUAUUUGUAGCCUGUGAUGACCGUGGUCAGGCUAUAAAGCAUAAUUCGAAUCAUGUGCUAAGGGAAAUGUAAAUAAAGUGCUAUUUUGUAUUUCUGAACAAAAAUGUUUUGGAUCAUACCAGCUCCUACACUUUCCUGUUGGCAUGCACGCAAGCACAUGGUGUGCUGUCCCUAUUGUAUAAACCUUGUUCCAGGAGAUUUUUUUUUUUUCCACUGGAAUCAUACAAUGACAAUACUCACAAAGCCAGGGGGAGAAUGUUUAAUGAACUGGUUUGGCCUGUCAGCAGAGGCUAUAAACCGCAUCUAUGCCUGCAUUUAGUUAAAGGACAUCUUGUCCAGUUCAUUUAUUCUAACAGCAAGCAGUUAGUUUUUGAUAAGGCUGCCACUUCUUAAACUUUCUUCAUGUGAACAAACUUAAGUGGUUUUUUAGUGGUUUUUGCAACCUGGCCUUCUGUAAGAGUACUUCAUACACACUUUUUAUCCAGGACCCCAGUCUGCCUAAUACCUACUGCACGUUCAAAUUCAGCCAACGUCUAUCUAGCCAACACCAGGACCUUUCACACAUUUUCUUUACCGUUUAUCCUUUAGAAGAGCAGAGUCCAAAGCCAACGGCAGCCUGGGAUGCUAAUCCAGCUAUGUACCAUCCCUUAAAUUCACUCAAUUCUCUGAGCCUUCCUUGGAGUCUCAUUGAAGAGAUAAAGAUAGGAAUUUUGCCAAAGGGCGAGAGAAGCAUAGCCCCUAUGGCCUGUUUUCCUCAUCACAGUCCCCCUCGCACUUUGGGUUCCAGCUGUCCUAACUGAAAAUUGCCAGAGUGCCAUGCUAUUUUGUACCUCUGCUUUCUUUCAUUCGUUCUGCUUCCUCUUUCUCUCUCUCUCGGCUGACUUUUCUACCCUGUCAUCUGAUUGUACAUACUUCAAGAGCAAACAUAACCACUACCAGAUCUAUGAAUAUACAGGUAGUACAGUGUAGUGAUUAAGAGUAGGAACCCUGACUUAAAAUCCUGCCUCCAGGGGCGCCUGGGUGGCUCAGUCAUUAAGCAUCUGCCUUCAGCUCAGGUCAUGAUCCCAGGGUCCUGGGAUCGAGCCCCACAUCGGGCCCCUGCUCAGCGGGAAGUCUGCUUCUCC